CGCCCGCGGGGGCGGGGAAAGCAGUCGCGCCGCGAUGACGUCGCGGGGGCCUGGCCGGGCGUCGCGGACUCCGGAGAUGGAGGAAAAGGAGCAACUGCGGCGACAAAUCCGUCUCCUGCAGGGUCUGAUCGAUGAUUACAAAAACCUCCAUGGCGGUGGCUCUGCCUCGGGCGUCUCAGCCCCUUCCCGGUGGCAACCACCUGCUUACAGCAGCAGCCGGGCCUUCAGUGCUGGUUACCCUCGCCCAAGCCGGAGGGGCUUCUCUCCGAACCGCGGGCCCGCCUGGCGCAAGAAAUACUCCCUUGUGAAUCGGCCCCCAGCGUCCUCGGACCAGCCUGGUGAUGGUGCUGUGCAAACGCCCCUCAGGGCUGGGGACAGCCAGGGUCCCGACCCCCAGCAGUAUGUCCUGGAGAGGCAGGUGCAGCUGAGUUCAGAUCAGAACAUGGUCAUCAAAAUCAAACCGCCAUCCAAACCGGGUUCGGCUAAUGCUGCGGGCGUCCCUCGGGGCUCCUUGGAAGAAUUUGAGGGCCCUCUCUGGAGCAACCACAGGCCUCAGGAGGGGGAGGGCGAGCCCCCGGGUGCACAGCGGCAACUCCCAAAGCCAGGAAGAGUCAAGGGGAGCUGCGGUUCCGAGGACCCCGGGCCGGGCUGUCAGAAGGAAGCUGGCAAGCCUCGGGUGGGGACGUCUGCGGGCAGCGUGAGCGACAGCCCCUCAGAGCCCCGGCGCACAGUCAGUGAGAGCGCGGUGGCCGUCAAGACCCGCUUCCAGUCCUCCACCCUGCCCCACCGCGGGGGCGUGGCUGUGGGCCGGAAGCUGGGCUCACACUCUGUGUCCAGCUGUGUUGCACACCUCCUUGGAGACGGGAGAGUGAGUGCCGGCCACGCAGAUCAGCCGGCUUCCUCUGGCACGGGGGCCAGCCCAGCUAGACCAGCUUCUGGACCCAGGCAGGCCCGGGAGUCCUCACUGCCCGUGCCCUGCCGCACCGCCAAGUUCCGGAAGAACAACUACAAGUGGGUGGCUGCUUCGGCAAAGAGCGCCCGGGCCCCUCGGAGGGCCCUCAGCCCCAGAGCGGCCUCCGAGCUCGUGUGCAAGGCCCCCUGUGGCACAGCAGAACAGGAGAAGCCACAGCUCAGCGCCGAUCCGGAUGCCAGGCCCAGGAGGUCGGCGGCGUCCUCCACGGCCGGGGCCUCCCCCAGCAAGUACAAGUGGAAAGCGUCCAGCCCCUCGGCCUCCUCGUCCUCCUCGUUCCGUUGGCAGUCGGAAGCUGGCAGCAAGGACCACGCCUCCCAGCUCUCUCCGGUCCCGUCUCGGUCCCCACCAGGGGACAGAGCGGCUGUGGGCCCCAGCAGUUUGAAGCCCCCGUUCGGUGAGACCCCGCUCUCGGCUUACAAAGUGAGGAGCCGCACCAAGAUCGUCCGGAGGCGGGCUGUUGCCAGCCUUCCCGGGGACAAGAAGAGCAGCCCCCCACCUGCCGCCACUGCCAAGAGCCAGUUCAGCCUGCGGCGGAGGCAGGCCCUCCGGGGCAAGAGCAGCCCCGUACCGAGGAGGACCCCCAGCAAGGGGCUGAUGCAGGUCACCAGGCACCGGCUGUGCUGCCCGCCUCCAGGCCGGGCCCACCUCCCCGGCAAGGAAGCGUCUGGUCCGCACGCCCUGCGGAGCCCUCCCGCCGGCAGAGAGAUCAAGACCCGCUACCGCAUUGUCAAGAAGACGCCGGCGUCCCCUCUCAGCGCCCCCCAGGCUCCCCUGGCCCUGCCCUCCUGGCGGGCCCGGCGGCUCUCCCUAUCCAGGUCUCUGGUGCUGAACCGCCUGCGCCCCGCUGCCGGGGGCGGGAAGGGCCAGGCCAGCUCCCCUCGGUGGCGGAGCAGAGGCUUCCGCUGCAUUGGAGGCGUCCUCUACAAGGUGUCGGCCAAUAAGCUCUCCAAGACCUGCGGCCGGCCUGGCGGCGACAGCGGGAACAGGCCACUCCUGCGCACAGGCCGCGGGGACCCUGCCGGCAGCUGCAGCCGCUCCCUGGCCAGCCGUGCGGUGCAGCGCAGCCUGGCCAUCGUGCGACAGGCGAGGCAGCGACGGCGCAAGCAGCAGCCGGAGUACUGCAUGUACUACAACCGCUUCGGCAGGUGCCACCACGGCCAGCGCUGCCCCUACAUCCACGACCCCGACAAGGUGGCUGUGUGCACCAGGUUUCUCCGGGGCACGUGCAAGAAGACAGAUGGCACGUGCCCCUUCUCCCAUCACGUGUCCAAGGAGAAGAUGCCCGUGUGCUCCUACUUCCUGAAGGGGAUUUGCAGCAACAGCAACUGUCCCUACAGCCACGUUUACGUGUCCCGGAAGGCGGAGGUCUGCACGGACUUUCUUAAAGGCUACUGCCCACUGGGUGCGAAGGCCGGGACGAAGUCUCCGCUCCUCUCCCUCCGUGGGGGCCACGUGACUGCUGCGACCUGCUGCUCCGGCCCCCCGCGCCCCCGGCCAGUCUCCUCUCCGGCCCUCAGGAGCCUCCGCUCCGGCCCUCAGCCGCUCAGGACCCGUGGGCAAGGACGGCCGUCCUUCCGUGGGAUGUCCGCCACCUCGGGGGGCUGACGCUCAGACACCCCCGUCCCGGCAAGGGCUGUGCUCCCCGUGCUCCCUCGACGGGAUGUCCGCCGAGGUGCCUGUGCUCUGGCUGUCUCCUCUCGGGCUAGUGUGUGUUUGAGGGCGGCCCUGGGGGACUCCGGAGGCUCCCAUGCUCACCCCAUGCUAGUUUUCACAGCCCCCCACGAUUCUCUCCUGUCCCCUUCUCUUUCACGGCACCCGUUUCUCCCCGUUGAGGCGUGUGCGUGGCUGUGGCCCCGGGCUCCUGCUGCGCGUCCCCGUGGCCCUCCGUGUUGGCUGCGGGCACUCGUUGCACUCCAGCCUCACCCGACGCUGCCGGCCGCCAGCAUGCGGGGCUGGGAGAUGCCUGUGUGCGUGCAGGGUCGACAGCUGCCUCCGGACCGAAGCCAGGCGCCCGGCCACCAGCCCUGCUGCAGCCCAGCGCUCUCCCUGCGUGGCCGCUGCUGGGCUCCCUGCUCCCCGGCCCCCGCAUGGCGGCACAGGCCCUGUGCCGCCUGCUCCGCGCGCUGGUGAGGCUCCCGGCAGUCCACCGCUCCACGGCCCUUCCUGUCCCCACCUCGUCCUGCUUCACACAAGGUCUCAUGUCCUCCAGGCAUCACCCUUUGGCUUCAAGGUCAUAGGCCAAGUUUCCGUCACCUGUUGGCCUUGCCAGUGGUGUCUUUCCUUCGGCUGAAAUCCUUUUUGUGUCUGGGGGGCAGAGUCCAUCCAUGUUCACCCUGCGGUCCUGUUCCCAGACCGGCCCGGUCCUGCUCAGUGCGGUGGUCCCGAGAAGGCGGCCCGGGGCAGGGGCUCACACCUGAGCCCAACCCUGUCCCAGCCCAUACUCGCUACCUGACCUCUCCAGGCCUCUGCUUCUUGUUCCGUAAAAUGAGGCUGAUGGGAGUCCCUGCCGCAGCGGGGAUGGUGGUGAGGAAGGCGUCCUUUGUCGCCUUUGCAGCAGGCCUGGGGCAGGUGUCAGCCGUUGUUGAGCUGGCUGUGGGGUGAAGUCGGACCCCACAUGGGCUUCCUCCACGCAGCGGGCCCCGGACUGCGCGUGAGACUGCGCCUUCCCUCUCUGCUUCGGGGGCCCGUGUUAGGGAGCCCGGCUUUAUGGGGGCGCCGCUCCUGUGUCAUCUGGUUCACCGCCCCGGGGGGCCGUUGUGCAGCGAUUCCCAGCAUCUGGCUCUAGAACACGCCUGUCACCCCAGACACGCCUCCGGUCCCUUUGUGGCCAGUCCCACCUGUGCCCACCCCGCCAGCAGCGCCGGCUCACGUGCCAUCCCCGUACACGGGUCUCUUCUGGACGUCUCCAGCGGAAGGCCCGCGACACACGGCCUCUGCUGCCCGCCUUCUCUCCUCUGGCCUGGUUUUGAGGGUCACCACAUUGUGAUCAAGGUCAGGCCUGUGCCCCUGUCCAUGGCGAGUGGUGCUCCGUCAUGUGCAGAGGCCACGUUGUGUCCAUCCAUUGGUGGGUGGAUGUUCGGGUUGUCCCUGGGGCGGGGCUGCGUGGAUGUUUCUGUGUGAGUCCUCGUGAGCACGGGCUCUCAUCUGCCUCGGGUGGGUGCCUGGGAGUGGGGUUGCCGGGUGCCGGGGAAGGGGGCUGCGGGCCUCCCUGCUUGCUUUCUCAUGCCACCGAGCUGUGCCACCUGGGGCGAGUGUGGCUGUCCUGGUGUCACAUGCUCACCAGCUCCUGGGUCUGUCCUGCUGACCUCAGCCCCCAGGUGGCGCAAGGCAGUCUGGCUGUAGCUUCAUUUUGUGUCCCCUGACCACUGACGGUGUUGGUGUGGAGCCCGGUGUGUGCCGGUGGAGCUUUAUCUCUCUGCUGGAACGGUGUUACCGAGGGGGCGCCCGUGUGCGCGCGGGGUCGCCGGAGCGAGGACUCUUGGUUCCGGCUCAGGUCAGGGUCUCAGGGUUGCGAGAUCGAGCCCCCACGCC
Messenger RNA from Mustela erminea (ermine), 4504 nucleotides. It is a transcript of the gene ZC3H3, whose product is annotated as zinc finger CCCH-type containing 3. The transcript is spliced from 10 exons. The record is from RefSeq and is a predicted model, not a curated record. Gene Ontology annotation, molecular function: metal ion binding. Gene Ontology annotation, cellular component: nucleus. Bases 35 to 2578 code for a protein of 847 amino acids. NCBI's taxonomy places the organism in Eukaryota, Metazoa, Chordata, Mammalia, Carnivora, Mustelidae.